This is a messenger RNA of Pyricularia oryzae 70-15, 471 nucleotides long. RefSeq lists its product as uncharacterized. Lineage: Eukaryota; Fungi; Ascomycota; Sordariomycetes; Magnaporthales; Pyriculariaceae. The record is from RefSeq and is a predicted model, not a curated record. Bases 1 to 471 code for a protein of 156 amino acids. The transcript has a single exon.
AUGAAUAUAAAUUACGACGAACCGAUUUCGCCACCUGUCCCUGUUCUCAUAGGUAACGACAUUUUCAGACUUUACGAAGGAAGUAGCAAUCAGGUAUACCUCGUUCUUACCACAAAAGAUUGGGGAGUCGAGGUCCAAUAUACCAAGGAGCAAAUCUUUAACUCACUGAGACCGCUUUCCUAUGACAACGAGUCGCACGAAGUUCAUAUCAAUGAGACCAAUAUAAUAAUCACGUUGGAAAGACAUCAUCUAGAAGAACUAGAAUCGGAAGAGCCCUGGAAGCUGUUUCACAUGGCGGGCAAUUACCCGGAAACCGCCGCUUUGUACUACGACGACGGGGCACCUAUCAUAAUUGGAACCGAUGGAAUGAAUGGAGCUCAAAAUAGCAAUAAAUUAUUAUUUCAGGAUUUGUCGAUGGUUGUGUCCAAAGUUAGGAAGGGGAAGCCAGUCGUGAGAAUGAUAUCGAAAUGA